GCAGGACCCACGCACCUGGUUUCGUCGCUUGUCUGGCCCCCUCUGAUUUGCCCGCCUCCAUCUUGGGCUCGCUUCCCCUGAUACAACCCCUGAGCCUACCCCGGCCCGCGUUUAAUUCUGACAUGUCGAGCCCACCCUGUCCCGGAGCCGCACACUACUGUACGGAGCACACCUCGUCAUUCGUUUCGAGGCGCAUGAAACCAACUGCCACCAAAGGGGCAGCAGGCGGGAACCAGGCAGCCCAGGCUCGUGGGAUCUCCAGGGCCAAACUCAUCUCGGCUGACACCGAUGAUGGCGGGUCCUCCUCGGUCUUGUGUUCCAAGGAGGGUCGAGCAGGGCGGCAGCAUAACUAAUACAUAAGGGACGUCUCCUGAUUUCUCUCCCGGGCUGUUUCCAUCUCUUGGCUCCUCAUCUUCAGCCUCAGCUUAAGCUUCACUACAGUUCUCCCUUUUUGGAAUCAACAGCCAUUCUUUUCUAGCAAGCCAGCUCUUGCGAAACCAUUCUUUCAAACCAAUCUCUAAAAAAACAAACACACUCACUUAACAGGCCGAGCCUAACAAGUUGUUUCCAAAAACCAAAAAAGUCCCACCCUCCAACAAACCAGCCAAGAUGUACAAGCAAAUCACCGCAGCCGCCCUCUUCGCCGCCGGCGUCUCGGCCCACGGCCGCGUCACCUCGCCCACGCCCCGCCCCCUCGGCGCCGCCAUGAAGGCCGCCUGCGGCGACCAGGUGUGGAACAUGCAGUCGUCGGACAACAACGGCAACAUCCAGACCAUGGCGCAGAUCGGCACGUCGCAGUCCGACUUUGACGCGGCCAAGUGCCACCUGUGGCAGUGCCGCGGCUACCAGUUCGACGACGCCACCGACGCCUCGGUGCAGAGCUUCACCCCGGGCCAGAAGGUCCCCUUCGUCGUCGACAUCGCCGCGCCCCACUCGGGCGUCGCCAACGUCUCCGUCGUCGACCUCGGCGCCAACGCCGUCAUCGGCGACGCCCUCAUCUCCUGGGACAGCUACGCCUCCACCGAGCGCGGCGUCCAGCCCGGCGACGAGAACUUCUCCGUCACCAUCCCCACCGACCUCCCCGAGACCUGCUCCCAGAAGGGCGGCUGUGCCAUCCAGUGGUGGUGGGACGCCCGCUCCAUCGACCAGACCUACAUGAGCUGUGUCGACUUUGUCGUCGCCGGCGCCUCUGGCUCCUCCGCCCCGGCCCCGGCCCCUGAGGCCCCCGCCGCCUCCGCCCCCGCCGCGUCGGCCCCCGCCCCCGCCCCCGCUGCCUCCAGCGCUGCCCCUACCACCUCGGUCGCUGCCAACGCUGCCGCUGCCGCCCCUACCGAGGCUGCUGACGACAACGCGUCUGCCUGCUCCAAGCGCAAGACCCGCCGUGCCUUCCGUGCCUAAGCGGUUUAGGGCUUGAUCCGGGCUGGCGUGGGUGACUAGGGUUCAGUGGUGAUGAGAGUUUGGGGAAUUGGGGACGAGAUCCGCUUCCUGGGUGAUUGUGGAUUUGGGAACCGUUGUGUUGCUUCUCUGUAUAUACCAUACAAUUCAAGACUUUGCUGUACAUGACUUUUGA
This is a messenger RNA of Diaporthe batatas, 1570 nucleotides long. RefSeq lists its product as uncharacterized. The coding region runs from base 610 to 1398 and encodes 262 amino acids. The record is from RefSeq and is a predicted model, not a curated record. The transcript has a single exon. Lineage: Eukaryota; Fungi; Ascomycota; Sordariomycetes; Diaporthales; Diaporthaceae.